ACUAACGUGAAACACGAGUUAUUUUAUUUGACUUGUUAUUCAGUAGUUUUUGUUAGAUCUGUGCCAAAUCGCAUAGAAAUUUGCACACAAUGUUUCGGCCCGAGAAACAUGGCCUUGAGCCAGACUUUCAGCUUACAAAGUUUACGACCCACACUGGAUGAAGUUGCAAAAUCCCCCAAAAAGUACUUGAGAAGUACCUAAGGGGAACAGAAAUAGUAAAUAGAAAAAAUGAUGGAUUCCUUAUCGGCUCUGGAAUGGAUUGUGCAGUUAUACCGCUGAACCGGCACAAAGAUUAUUUACUUGUUCAAACCGUCGACUUCUUUUAUCCUAUGGUGAACGAUCCGGAAUUAUUGGGACGUAUUGCGAUUGCUAAUGUCUUGAGCGACGUUUUUGCGGUUGGGGUGACGGAUUUUGAUUCAGUGGAAAUUAUCGUCAGUACAUCGACGAGCUUUACUAAAAAAGAACAAGACGUUGUCAUUUCACUUAUCAUAAAGGGUUUCCAAAACUCUUUACAAGUCAAUGGCUAUCAUAAAACUCCACUUGUUGUCAGACAACUUAAGAUCAAUCCUUGGUGCAUUGUUGGCGGCAUUGCGACGUCUGUCUGCCGAAGCGGGGAAAUAAUUUUACCUUCCAAUGCCCAGCCUGGCGAUGUUUUGGUCCUUACCAAACCUUUGGGAGGCCAGAUGGCGAUGGAUGCUCACCUCUGGCAACUUAACCACAAUGAAAAGUACACAACACUGCUGUCUGAAUUCAGUGACGAUGAUAUCAGGGAAACUUUUCAGAUAGCAGUCAAAUCAAUGACAUAUUUGAACAAGAAUGCCGCGCUUUUAAUGCACAAGUAUCAAGCUCAUUGCGCCACGGAUAUCACUGGGUUUGGAUUAUUGGGACACGCCCACAACCUCGCCCAAUUUCAAAAGCAGAAGGUCCUAUUCAAAAUCGAUCAGUUGCCAAUCAUCAAAAAUGUACAUAAAUUUAGCUUACUGAUUGGCCAAAGUACAAAGUUGAGUUCUGGUAGAUCGGUAGAAACCUCUGGUGGAUUGUUAAUUUGCCUUUCGCCCGAUGCCGCCGAUAAAUUUUGCCGAGAUUUUCAAGAAAUUACUAACGGAGAGCAAAAAUCAUUUAAAAUUGGACACGUUAUAGCCUCGAGCGAGUCUGAUGCAGUUCUGUGUGAUGAAGUAGAAUUCAUUGAAGUCAGCCUUUAAUUAAAUGGUACAAAUUGAUUAUUCAACUGAUGACGAAUAUUUCAGAAAGGCUUUUUGGCUUGGAAAUAUUUCGAAUUUUAUUAUGCACAAGUGUCUAAUAAAUUUGAUGAUUAAUUAACCGA
Molecule: messenger RNA, 1324 nt
Organism: Drosophila elegans
Lineage: Eukaryota; Metazoa; Arthropoda; Insecta; Diptera; Drosophilidae
Gene: Sps2
Product: selenide, water dikinase 2
Exons: 4
Biological process (GO): L-selenocysteine biosynthetic process
Cellular component (GO): cytoplasm
Molecular function (GO): ATP binding; selenide, water dikinase activity
Source: RefSeq, a predicted model, not a curated record